GGUCAAUGAUAGAUCGAAUACAUCAGGACUAGCCGCCCCUCCGAAUGAGAUAAUGACGCUGCCACCACUCUGCUGGAACGCAGCUAUGUCGCUCUGCAUCGACUCCAUCAAAUUAUUGAAAUUACCGGUCGAGUCGCCGAUCACGAACGCGAGGGUAGCAGACGUCAACCCACACUUUUGUUUUGCAUCCAUUAACGACGUUACAGCAUAAUACUGGCUAUUCCCUUCAGCCCAAGCAUAAUAAUAUGGAGUUAUUACGAAGGAGUUGGUCUGCUGGGUCGAUGACAUUAUGGUCAGUUUCUAGAGGUGGACCUCUAGAAAAAAAUCAACGAGAUUUUGUUUUUUGUUGGACACACUGUAGCAGCAGGAAUGUAUCAUAGCAAUUCGUUUUCGAAUCACUCCUCGACGUCAAAAUAUCGGUUCUAUUACGCAGACCCAAGUCAUAAGUGGACGUGCGAUCUCAGAUGUUUGCCCUGCAGAGGGCAUGACAUCGACGGAUCACCUUGUCACAAGAUCAGCUGCCUUGGUACACCGUUCUGCGACAAGCACCUGGCUCUGAUCCAGCAUCUGCGUAUCCAAGGCUCUGACCCGAGUCGCAUGCGUUUGUUUGCCAUUCGCCCUCCUGUAGAAAUAAGCGGCUUUAUCGAUCGAUUCGACUUUGACUCUGGGCCUGUGUUCGAACAGGGGCAAGUCAUCAUUCAAUUCGAGGGAGAAGUCAUCAACCAUGACCAGAUGGUCCAACGCUACGGAGAGACUCUAGUCGGACCGUACACAGUUCAAGCGUCCGACUCUGGAGAUCGAUUUAUUGACGCAGCAUGCCAGCGAGGCGUUGCCGCGAUCGCACGGACAACCGCCCAAGAAGAACGCGCAAAUGCGGAACUGGGGCAUGGCUCUGAAGGAGCCGUCCUGCGAGCAACGAGGCCGAUCAUGAAUAAAGAAGAGAUCGUCGUCUUCACCAUCUACCCCCUCCAUGCGGAAGUCAAUGAUAUCAGAUACGCGACAAAGGAUAAUCCCAGCUUCGACGAAGAUGCUUUCAAGCGGCAGGAGAAGCGAGCUGAAUAUGAGCGCGACCCGAUGAAAUAUCUGCUCUCGCAAUCGAAAUCGAAAUCGCGGAGAAAGCGAGACGACGAUGAUGAUGACUAUGACUUCGAAGAAGACGAUGAUGAUGCCGAUUUCUGGAAAGAUAUCUUUUCGAGCAAAACGAGGAAGAAAUCGGCAAGUCGGUCUUCCAAGAAGAAGGGAAAUAUGCUUUAUACUCCUGGUCACGGAUUUAUACAAGGAAUUACAAUCACCCCGGAGUCAUUGGGAAUCACUAAGAAGAAACGGAAGAAGGAUAAUGACGAUUGGGACGACUGGGAUGAUGACUGGGAUGACGAUGAUGACGAGGAAGAUAAGCCACGUAAAAAACGAAAGAGCAAGAAAUCAAAAAAACGGAAGAGCUCCAAAAAAUCCAAGAAGAAGACCAGCCUGGAGGACUUCUUCACUUUUUGAUGGUGGACUCGUUGUUUGGUGGUUUUUAUGUACCCAUGGUAUCAAAUUCCUUACUGUGAUUUUUACGCAUUUUGCGGAGUUGGAGCUCGAGUGGACUCCUCACAUCCAUGGGAGCCAUCGCACCACAUAGGCAUCCGUGUUGCUCGUCGUGUCCAAUGCCGUCUGAUAAUAGAAUACGGGCUGAGUGCUUGCCCAUGUCAUUUGUAUAAACGAACCCAGUGUCGCCAGCAGCUGAAUGGUGACUGAUUUCGAGCCUACCGGGUUCGCUGUUUUGCAAGCUAGGUAGACACAGGAAGUUCCCGUAUCAGUCGAGCAACCAAUAAAGAUCAAAUAGCACCCCCAUGUCGGACCCGAGGACAUCGUAACACUCGUUCCGUUGCGAGGGAUUUGGAUAGUGAUCUGAGUAGCUGGCUUAAUGUUGUUGAUGGUAGGAACUGUGAUGUUGGAGGAGAAUGUGGCUGCCGCAGCGACCGCCA
This is a messenger RNA of Polychytrium aggregatum, 1967 nucleotides long. RefSeq lists its product as uncharacterized. NCBI's taxonomy places the organism in Eukaryota, Fungi, Chytridiomycota, Chytridiomycetes, Polychytriales. The record is from RefSeq and is a predicted model, not a curated record. The transcript has a single exon. The coding region runs from base 370 to 1491 and encodes 373 amino acids.